UCAAGCCUUUGUAGAUAUCACGCAAUACAAAGCAUCUUGCAAACCUAAUCUCGAAUCUCAAAUCUCAAAUUUGUGCUUUUCACCUCUAGAAAGAAUCAAUGGCGCCCAAGGCAGAGAAGAAGCCCGCAGAGAAGAAACCAGCCUCCGAGAAGCCGGUUGAAGAGAAAUCGAAAGCCGAGAAGGCUCCGGCGGAGAAGAAACCAAAGGCCGGGAAGAAGCUCCCCAAGGAAGCCGGCGCGGGCGGAGACAAGAAGAAGAAGAUGAAGAAGAAGAGCGUCGAGACGUACAAGAUCUACAUCUUCAAGGUGCUGAAGCAGGUUCACCCCGACAUCGGAAUCUCGAGCAAAGCGAUGGGGAUCAUGAACAGCUUCAUCAACGACAUCUUCGAGAAGCUCGCUGGCGAGUCCUCCAAGCUUGCGAGGUACAACAAGAAGCCUACCAUCACUUCUAGGGAGAUUCAGACCGCGGUGAGGCUUGUGCUGCCUGGAGAGUUGGCGAAGCACGCUGUCUCGGAGGGAACCAAGGCGGUUACGAAGUUCACGAGCUCUUGAGCUAUGAGUUAGGGUUUUUCUCUUUGUUUCGAAUGUCUGAAUUAGAUAAUGGUCCAUGUUUGGUUUCCCAGUUUUCACGUUUUGUAAAGUAUCGGUAUUGAUGUGUUUGGAAUCAUUGUCAUCUCUUUUGUGUCUUUAAUCCUAUGCGUUGCGAUUUGUAUUUUCUCUAAUAGAAUUGGGUCCUAGCAGUUAUGGUCA
Molecule: messenger RNA, 749 nt
Organism: Brassica napus (rape)
Lineage: Eukaryota; Viridiplantae; Streptophyta; Magnoliopsida; Brassicales; Brassicaceae
Product: histone H2B.11
Exons: 1
Coding region: 99-551 (150 amino acids)
Biological process (GO): nucleosome assembly
Cellular component (GO): nucleosome
Molecular function (GO): protein heterodimerization activity; structural constituent of chromatin; DNA binding
Source: RefSeq, a predicted model, not a curated record